GGCGGCGUCCCCCUAGAGCCCAGCUGGGCUGCACCCCCAGAAAAGCAAACUCCAAAAGGCGGCGAGAUGAAUUUUCCGAGGAAACCACGCUUCUUUUGUGUGGUCGAUGCAGGAGGAAGGUUGCCUCGAUGCCUCGCGCAUCUGGGGUCCUGCUUUUCUAGGUGGGGGACCCUCAUGGGUGUCCCCUUCCGGCACCGCAGCUCCCACAUAUUUGGGGGUUCCUCCCCUAGUUCCCCAGAAGCGUCUUCCACCAAGCAUGGCGUGGGACUGCCGGUGCCUGCGGGCAGCCGGCACGGGUAAAUCAUUAGCCAGGUUUUUGCCCCGGGAAGUGGCCUGUGUCUCCGCAGGGGAAACUCCAGCUGCCUUUGGUCCUCCAUGGAGGAGACGGCUCAGCCUGGCUCCGUGCACCCCAGUCCCUCGAAUCUGAGGGCUCCAAAGCCCCAGCUCCGUGCACCCCAAGGCCCCAGGAAGCAGCCGCAGCCAAUCGGGGCCGAAGCCGCCGCCCGGGGACCGGCCCGCCCGUGGCGGAGCGCGCGCUCCCGCCCGUCCCGCGCCGCCUUCCCGCUCAGGGCGCUUUCCGUGAGAGAGAAGACUCCCCGUGAGAAGGACCCCCGGGGCCGUGCUCGCUUCUGCUUUCUGACCCGCCCUUUGCUCGUGCCAAGGAUGCUCUGCCCGCUGCUUGCCCUGGGAGCGCUGGUGCUCAGCCUGGCAGGUGCCAUGGAGAUCCAGGUCCCGGAUGAACCCGUGGUGGCUCUUUUUGGCCGAGACGUCACCCUGCGCUGCUCCUUCUCCCCUGAGGCCAACUUCAGCCUCAACGACCUGAGCCUCAUCUGGCAGCUGACGGACACCAAACGCUUGGUCCACAGCUUCUCCGGUGGCCAGGACCAGCUGGCAGACCAGGGCGGGGGCUACGCCAACCGUACGGCCCUCUUCUACGACCAGCUGGCCCAGGGCAACGUCUCGCUGCUCCUGCGACGCGUGGAGAUCUCGGAUGAGGGCAGCUUCACCUGCUUCGUCCGGGUCCGGGACUACAGCAGCGCGGCCGUGACGUUGCAGGUGGCAGCUCCCUACUCCAAGCCUAAUAUGAACCUGGAGCCCAACAAGGACUUGAAGCCAGGAGAUCUGGCGGCCGUGACUUGCCACGCUUCCCGCGGCUACCCCGAGGCCAACGUCUUCUGGCAGGACAGCCGGGGCAGCAACAUCACUGAAAACGUCACCACGUCCCAGGUGGCCAACGAGGAAGGUCUCUUUGAUGUGCACAGCGUCCUCCAGGUGCUGGUGGAGCCCAGCAGCACCUACUCCUGCCUGGUGCGAAACCCGGUGCUGCAGCAGGAGACCCAAGCCUCCGUCACCAUCACAGGCCAACACCUCGCCUUCCCCGCCGUGGCUCUCUGGGUGACGGUUGGACUCGCCGUCUGCGUCGUGGUGCUGCUCGCCGUCCUGGCGUACGUGUGCCAGAAGAAAAUCCGCCAGAGCUGCGAGGAAGAGGAAGAAAACGCAGGGACGGAGGAGCAGGAUGAGGAGGGGGAAGAACCCAAGACAGCCCUGCAGCCGCUGAAGAGCGCGGAGAGCAACGACGAUAACGAACAAGAAAUUGAUUGACGGGAGCUGGGACACCCCCAAGCAGCGCCCUGUGCCUUGGACCAGCCGAGAUGUCCCCAGUGGGGACGAGCUCCGGGUCCCCUGGGAAGAGCACGGACCCGCUGCCACCCCUCGGCCCGCGCCCCGUCACCCUUCCUCCUUCCCCCGGCCACGUCUUCGGGGCGCCCUGGGGCGGGAGACACGCUGCGUCUCUUCAUCCCCGGCGAGCCCUGAAGACCAGCGCAUCCUUCUCGGGGAGGAAGCUCCUCCUUGUCCGUCUGUCCAUCCCCGUGCUGGGCUGAGAGCAACCGGGGGUGACCGUUCCCCCACCCCGGCACCCUCCGGUGCCCUCUCCCCCGUGGUCGCAGCCGAGCCAGCCGCCUUCCAGGUGCCUUCCAGGGCAAAUUUCGGUGCCCUUUCCGAGCCCAGAGGCUUGGAGAGAAGCGAUGGGCUCAGCGAGGUCCCUGGGAGCGAUGGAUGGAGCCCCGGAGGCUCUGGGAAGACGGAUGGGACCUGCGGGACAGGAGGACAGCGUUGGUGCUCUCGAUCCCGAUGGAUUCGCUGCUCUGGGGGAACGUAUGGGGACAAUUAUUUUUUCACGUUGUAUCACUGUGGUUCCCACUGGACUUUUAUUUUUGCCUUAAAUGCAAAAUCCCAUCGGGGUGUUAAUUCCCUGCCUCAAAUUAACCCCGGGGGAUUUUUUUUUUGGGGGGCGGGGGGGGGAGAGCGUGAAAGGCAGGGCUUGGCGGGGGGGACACGACCUGCCGGCCAGGUGAAGCCCCCCUGUCCUCCCCGUGGUGACAAAGCUUUGGGGGUGAAGCACUGGUGGGGAUGAACCUGGCCGGUGCACGGGGUCGAGCCUUUGCGUUUCCCGUGGGAUCAGGGGUCUUUGCCCCCGCCCCCGUACGUGUCCUGGGGGCCCUCCCUCCGCUGCUGGGUACUUAUAGGGUGCGUGGGGGGGCACCCAAGGUGAACAGGGUGGCGUGUCCUUGGUCCUGCUCCGGUGGGUGGAGAAGUCCUGGCUGUGCCCUUCGAUGGCUCUUCUGCCGGUUUUCAUCUUUAUUUAAAAUCCAGAAUCUGAAGGGCAUUUUUGUGCCUUGAGAAAUAAAUUUGGGGGUUGUUUUGGACAGUGCUUUCCAGGCUCGGCAUCGUCUCUGGGAUGCAGCUUUGGCCGUGAAAAUUUGUUGUCCCCCUUUCAGCCCCCGGUCCCCUGCAGCCACUGCAGCACGUCGCGCCGUGCCGCCCUCAUCCGUCGCCCGGCGCGGGAGGAAAACCACUCCAGUGACGGAGAGAUGCCUGCCCUCAUCCCUCCUCUUUAUUUUAAUACCUCCAGCAGCAGAACGAAGAGCAAAAUCCCGAAGGGACGUCGUCAUCCGUCUGCGAUCGCUCCGAAAUUCAGGCUGCUUCAUCCCAUCCAUGGGACGCGAGUGGGGUCUGAUGGGGACCGGUGGGGAAGGGACUUUCCUAAAUCGCCCACGGAGGAUUAUUUUUAGCUCUCCUUCUCCGGGCACGAAGCCAGGCUCUGCAUUUCAAUAGAAAACUAUUUCUAAAAGCGAGACGAUGGAAAGCGCGCUGGUAUCGAACUCGGAUUAAGAAGGGGCUGGAUGGUGAUUUCGUUUCGGGGUUUUGAUCUACAGCCUGAAUUAAGCGCCGGCGCAAUUUUUAAUGAGGUGCCAGGAGGUACCAUUACUAUUAUUUAGCACCCAGACGCUGGGCUGGGGGAGCGAAACCAUUAACCACCCCCCCAGCUCCUUGUCGGGCAGCAGGAUGAGUUGUCCUCAGGUCCAGGACAUCUUUAAAGGUCCUGAGAUGGUGCCAGCAUCCUCAGGGAUGUCUCCUCCGGCUGGGAGCUUUCUGGGGCAUUUAUUCGAGCAGAUUUGAGGGUUGUUUUGGGUUGGUUUUUUUGGGUUUUUUUUGGCAAAUGCAGCCUGGAUCAUGCAGGGAAGGGAAAUCUGGAGGGUGGUGAGGAAGAAAAUGAGGAUUAAGCUGUGGCAGCCCGGGGCAAAUAUUACUUGGGUGGCUCAGGCUGAUGAGCUGUCCUGAAUUGUGAGCUCCAGCUCGGGACUGAGCCGCUCACGUCUGUCCCUGGGAGGAUGUGCUGUGCUUUGCCUUGGGAUGAAGAAGCCCAGGAGGAGCUUAGUUGUCCCCCUUGUCCCCAAGUGCCAUCCUGCUUUUGGGGCUGUCCAGGUGAUGGAUCUUUUUGGGGGAGGAACCCAUCUUCUUCAAGGUCUUAAUCCAACACGCCGGUUUAUGGGUGCUGCGGAUGAGACCCAGGCAGGGACGAGGUUGAUCGGUCGCGAUGCUGCGGCUCUGCAAUUUGGUUUUUUUUUUCCCAAAAGCCCCAACAUCCUUCUCCACCCGCUCCCGGAUAAUGGCAAACCUGGCAGCCAGGAAAGUAGGAUUUAACAGGGAUGCAGAGCGCAAAGGACCCAGCACCGAGAGCUUGGGUCCUUGGGUCCCCCUCAACAGAUUAAAAAACCCCAACAAAAAUCUUAUUUGGCAGGUUAUUUCAGAAAGUGCUGGGGCGAGUCUCUUCCCCAGCGCCGAUCGAUGCCGGCUUGAUUCUCCCCAUCAAUAAUAAAUAAAGGGCUCCUGCUUCUCCGAUUGACCUAAUUACGGAGGGAGGGGAGGAGAGAGGUGCUGAGCCUUGUUGCUCUCCACCGAGGACCGCACGG
This is a messenger RNA of Grus americana (Whooping crane), 4256 nucleotides long. It is a transcript of the gene CD276, whose product is annotated as CD276 molecule. The record is from RefSeq and is a predicted model, not a curated record. Bases 376 to 1602 code for a protein of 408 amino acids. The transcript has 9 exons. NCBI's taxonomy places the organism in Eukaryota, Metazoa, Chordata, Aves, Gruiformes, Gruidae.